Plasmodium gonderi is the source of this 663-nucleotide messenger RNA. RefSeq lists its product as hypothetical. The transcript has 3 exons. Lineage: Eukaryota; Apicomplexa; Aconoidasida; Haemosporida; Plasmodiidae. The record is from RefSeq and is a predicted model, not a curated record. Bases 1 to 663 code for a protein of 220 amino acids.
AUGUUAUCGAGAAUUCUUCAGUUGAACCGAAAUUAUUGUCCUCUGCUUUUUGUCCCAAUGAGAGCACCCGCAAAAAAGAAGAACAUACAGGAGAAAAAGAAAAAGGAAUCAGCUGAAGAUAAAGAUAAAUUGGCGGAAACUAGGUACUUGCCAUAUAUUCCGCCAGCUUACAUUUCUGAUACUGUCUCCUUUUUUAAGGACAAAAAUAAGGUAGAUAAUUUGCUGUCACUAAUUUUUAGCCCCCAAAAUUCAACGGACACUUAUGAAGACCGAGUUGAAUAUCAGAAGAAGUUUGAAAUGUAUCAAAUUUUGAAGCAAAAAGAAGAAGAAAAAUACGAAAGACAUUUAGAAAAAAUGAAAGAAAAAAUUUUCAAGUCAAUUGAAAACCUACCAGAAGAGUUAUAUGAUGAAAGUAUUAAAAGUGGCGAAUUAUUUGAUCAUAAGGAAAUUCAGUUUGGUUUAAAAUAUGAAAAUGAUUUAGUGAACAGUUUGAAUAAUUACAGACAAAAAUUACUCCAUGUGUAUAAGAUCCUGCUUUACCUACGGUUCCCAUUUUACUUAAUUAAAAAAAAGAACCCCAUGCUUUUUUAUAUAAGUGAAAGUAAAGCUAUAAGUCGACAGAAGCAAAUUAAUGCACAAAGGAAAAAAUUAAAAAAAAAAUAA